Molecule: messenger RNA, 1844 nt
Organism: Terrapene triunguis (Three-toed box turtle)
Lineage: Eukaryota; Metazoa; Chordata; Testudines; Emydidae
Product: laminin subunit beta-2-like
Exons: 10
Coding region: 123-1709 (528 amino acids)
Source: RefSeq, a predicted model, not a curated record
GGGGGCGGCACUGGCGGGAGGGGCUCAGCGACGGGACCCUUCCCCCUGAGCACCCGGCAGGACCGGCCCGGUCCCCCCUCCUGCGCCAGCUGGGCCGCCGGCUGGACGACACCAGGGAGGACAUGGACGAGGUCUGGAAGCAGCUGCAGGCCGCGGAGGGGCGCCUGGACGGGCUGGCUGGGGCGGACGCGGAGCAGAGGGGCCGCCUGGCCAACCUGAGCAGGGAGCUGCAGGAGCUGAACCGCACCCUGUCCCGCCAGCAGGAGCAGCUGGCAAACUGGAAAGAGGCCAGCUUUUGGGAGUCCUACCGGAGCAUCCAGGCCUCCUCGGAGAACUCGAGGCAGGCGGCGCAGCGGGCCGGUGCCUCCGUGCAGGGGCCAGCCAGCCCGGUGGGCCAGGCCCAGCGCACACGGCAGGCCGCGGAGGGGCUGCUGCGUGACACCGGCGACACCUUCCGCAGGACCCUGGCAGCGCAGAGGAGGUCGCUGCGGGAGGCCCAGAAACGGGCAGCUACGCUCAGCGUCUCCGGGCUCAACGAGAGGAUCUGUGGGGCGCAGGGAGAUCAGGGCUGCGAACAAGCCCCCUGUGGAGGGGCCUCCUGCCAGGAUGACUCCGGGCAGCGGCGCUGUGGGGGCCCAGGCUGCAGGGGGGCGCUCCCCGUCUCCACGCAGGCCCUGCGCUCCGCCCAGGAUGUCUCACGCCAGUUGGAAAGCACGGCCGGGCAGCUGGGCACCAUCGCCCUUAAGGUGCAGGAGAUCCAGGAGCUGGCCCGGGGCGCCAGGAGACGAGCCCAGGAGACACUGGAUGGGUCCCAGGCAGCCAGAGGCCACAUGGAGGAGGCCACAGCCAGGCUGCGAGAAUUCAUCCAGAAGAUCAAGGGCUUCCUGGCAGAGGAGGGAGCCGACCCGGAGAGCAUCGAGCUGGUGGCCCGGCAGGUGCUGAACAUCUCCCUGCCCAGCAGCCCCAGCAGGGUCCGGCACCUGCUGCAGGAGAUCCAGGACAGUAUCCGGCAGCUGGACGGGGUGGACGCAGUCCUGAACAGCACGGCCCACGGCCUGGCUGCCGCCAAGGAGCUGCUCACACGGGCAGGGCAGGCCAGGGAGCGAGCGGUGGGCGUGAGGGGGGUGAUCGCGGCCACGCAGGAGGUGCUGGCAGGGGCGAAGGUCCAGGUGUCCGUGGCGGGGCAGGCACUGAGGAGCACCAAGGAGGCGGUCCGGGGCGUGGAGAGCAGCGUGAAGGAGGCCGAACGCAGGCUCCGGGGGCUGCAGGAGAAGGAGGCGCAGGUGCUGAGGCCCCUGCAGGCGCUGGCGAAACAGGUGGCUGUCCUGCAGGACAAGUCCAGGGCCAACCGGGGGCUGGCCAAGGAGGCCAAGGAGAAAGCUGAGCGAGCCGUGUCAGCCACAGGGGCGCUGGGCCAGGCGCUGGCAGCGGUGAGGCAGCGGUACGCGGCGCUGGAGAGCCAGGUGGGUGGGCUGGCCGGGGCCUCGGGCGACGCGCUGCUCCGGGCGACGCGGCUCCUGCAGGACGCCCAGCAGCUCCUGGACAAGGCCAGCGGCAGCCAGAGGAAACUGGAAGAGCUGGAGCGGCGCUUCGAGGCCGGCGAGGAGGUGCUGGAGGCCAAGGCCACGCAGCUGCAGGCGCUGGAGAGACGGGUCUCUGGGCUGCUGGAGGAGAUCAGGGAGAAGGCCAAUGCCUACGCCACCUGCUAGUGCCAGGGUACCGCCCGCCGGGCCAGACAGCCAGGCUGGACCCCCACAGUGCCCCCCUCCCCCCUGCCAGUCUGAACCCCCCCGGUGCCCCCCGGGCCGGACUGACAGUCUGGACCCCCGCGCCUUCCUCCGUGG